Molecule: messenger RNA, 204 nt
Organism: Pseudozyma hubeiensis SY62
Lineage: Eukaryota; Fungi; Basidiomycota; Ustilaginomycetes; Ustilaginales; Ustilaginaceae
Exons: 2
Coding region: 1-204 (67 amino acids)
Source: RefSeq, a predicted model, not a curated record
AUGUCGGAGAAUCAGCGUCACGUGGAUCUGCGAAUUGGUGGCACAGCUCCACCCGAUACACACGCGCCCGAUCGCAGUCCGAUUCGCACAACUACAACUUGGCGUUGGCUUGCCAUCACAAACCACACACUGGCAGCACUGACAGCUAGUCUACCAAAAACAUACCGAAUCCAUGAUAUUGAAAAGAGACAAGAAACUAUGUGA